Molecule: messenger RNA, 912 nt
Organism: Panthera uncia (snow leopard)
Lineage: Eukaryota; Metazoa; Chordata; Mammalia; Carnivora; Felidae
Gene: NMS
Product: neuromedin S
Exons: 10
Coding region: 173-742 (189 amino acids)
Source: RefSeq, a predicted model, not a curated record
AAAUUCCAUCCCAGGAAAUUACAGAGAAACGUGCGGCCGACAUCCAGAAAACAGGCCUUCCUCUGGAAAUGCUGCUUUCUGUCAAGCCGACUAUCAAAACAUAUUAAAUAUGAAGAUUUGAUAGAAAAACGUAUAUAUAAGCCAACAGUAACCCGUAAGAUGAUUCUCUACAAUGCCUACCCCAGGAGGAAUUAUUCCACAAAUAAGGGCCCAGCGUGACAUUUAUGAGAAAGCCAGGGUCCUCCUGUGCAAAAUUGAUUGGUUCUCAGCCAACGGGCUCCCGGGCGUUGCAAACAAAGGCACCUUCUCCACUGGGACCUAUCAGAUGCAGGGCAGAGUAUUGCCUCUGCCUUUGGAACUUCAGGAAAUGCUCAACUCCUAUCUGGGCAGCACACAUCUGUGGCCAGCAAAGAGGAACCUGGCUUUGAAAAUGAAACAACUUCCUCCUCAAUUCGUUUCCAUCUUGGCCAUCUAUUGCUUCUGCAUGCUACAGAUUCCCUCCUCAGGAUUUCCUCGACCUCUAGCUGAUCUCCCAGAUGACUUGGAUAUCAUGCAGCUUGAGUGGCUGGCAUAUGGGGCAACUCUUUCUUGGCAAACUAAGGAUAAUCAAGACAUAUACAAAAGGGAUUCAAGGACUGAUGCAGGAGAUUUCACCAAGAAGGAUCACACUGCCACCUUGGGACGACCAUUUUUCCUUUUCAGGCCAAGGAAUGGAAGAAACACUGAAGCCAACACCCAGUAGGAUAGUCCAAGAAUUCAGUGGCAAAGAGAAACUGGAUCAGAUAAGGAAAUCGAGCAAUUAUUUUGAACAAAUGUCAAAUUUCUUUCCGUGAACAAUACUUAAAGAUAAUUCCCUUGCUCUGUAUUCUCCAGAAUAUUCAGUUGUGUAAAAAAUAAAGUAGCAUAGGCAUA